CUGUAAUAGAAAACAUGUGGAUGCAUACUGAUGCAAUCUGGCUGUUAUUACCACACAAAUAUGUAGCAAGCGUUACUGUUUCUAUUAAUUUUUGCCAUUUCCUAUGGGCUGAAGCUCCAGGAUCUUACACAAGGAAUGAUGUCGACAAUGUGGUUGAUUUUGGCUUUCCUUCUCCCACGCUAUGGCCUGUCUGCACCAAGGCUCAGUGACAUAGACAUCUGCCGUAUGGACAAUGCAAAACUUCUCCACCGGAUACAAGUCUUGGAAAACAAGUUGGAGCUGGGGAAACUGCAGCUGAAAGACCUUGGAGAAAACAACUAUCACUCCGUCAAGAGCAAAUAUUAUAAAAGCAAGUUGGCUAAAAGUAGAAUUGAAAAUGUGCAAAUUCCUCCAACUAGUGGGAACCUCAUUGUUCAUGAUGGAGAUUGCUCAGCAGUUUUUGAAAGGGGGAAGAAGCAAAGUGGCUACUACCGUGUACAGCCGGCCCCUCAGACGGAGCCAUUCACAGUGUAUUGUGACAUGUCCGAUGGAGGAGGGUGGACUGUUAUUCAGCGUCGCAGCAAUGGAAAAGUUAGUUUUAACAGGAAUUGGAAGGAGUAUAAAGAAGGCUUUGGUCUCUUUAAGAACAGAAACGAUGAACACUGGUUGGGGAACGAUCACAUUUAUCACCUGUUAAACGGUCGAGAAAUAUCUCUAAAGAUCGAUCUCAUGGAUUGGCAUGGGAAUACAAGAUAUGCAAUCUAUGACAGCUUCCGAAUUACCAACGAAGAGGACAAGUACAAGCUCUGGUUGGGUUAUUACUCUGGCAAUGCUGGAGAUGCGCUGGAUGGAGGAAGUAACUUUGCAGAACAGUGGUCCGCGUCACUCAAAGGAAUGCCUUUCAGCGCUGCGGACAAUGACAAUGAUAGAUACAUCAAGGGAAACUGCGCAAGAGAAAAUAAAUGUGGCUGGUGGUUUAACAGGUGUCAUGCAGCAAAUUUAAAUGGCUUGUAUUAUAAAAAUGGCAAUUAUACAGGACAAUACGACAACGGCAUUGUAUGGUCCACCUGGCACGGGCUAUGGUACUCCCUAAAAUUCACUACAAUGAAGAUCAGGCGUCCGUCAUUUCUCAAUGUUGGGAGCGGGGACGGAAUGAAUGUGUAAAUUUCUCCAUGACAUUUAACAGAAUGUAUGAAAAGGAGCUGGGCAAGACUUUGCAAGUGCCUCCAUGAUAUAUUUUAUAUGUAAAUCAAUCUAAAAAAAAUCAAAGUGAUCAAAGUUUAAAAAAUAGCAUUAGCUGAUAUAGCCAACUUCCUAGCAGCUAGAUGUCUAUAGUGCUUUAAAGUGUUGUAUGAGAUUAGGACUGCUUCUCCCAGAAAUGGUGCCACGUAUGAUGGGUUGUUACCUAGUAUGGCAGUGGGGCUGAGCUGCAAUACCAGGCACAACCUGUGGACAAGAGUGGUGCUGUUUCUGAAAAAAAAAAAAAAAAAAAGGCCUUUUGUCUUAA
Bufo gargarizans (Asiatic toad) is the source of this 1486-nucleotide messenger RNA. RefSeq names its product fibrinogen-like protein 1. NCBI's taxonomy places the organism in Eukaryota, Metazoa, Chordata, Amphibia, Anura, Bufonidae. Bases 136 to 1143 code for a protein of 335 amino acids. The record is from RefSeq and is a predicted model, not a curated record. The transcript has 8 exons.